Molecule: messenger RNA, 2199 nt
Organism: Armigeres subalbatus
Lineage: Eukaryota; Metazoa; Arthropoda; Insecta; Diptera; Culicidae
Exons: 2
Coding region: 1-2199 (732 amino acids)
Molecular function (GO): zinc ion binding; nucleic acid binding
Source: RefSeq, a predicted model, not a curated record
AUGGAAACCCGUGUCGCAAUCGCAUUAGAACGCAACUGCCAGUCCUGCGAUAGGCCGGAUUCGGCCGAAGAUGAAAUGGUACAGUGUUGUAUAUGUCAGCUGUGGGAGCAUUUCGGAUGCGCCGGCGUCGAUAUUACCAUAAAACUACCCAGUACCAUGUACGUUUGCAGAUCUUGUGCUGCCAAACAAGGAACGUCUACCAAUGGUAAGUUGGAGGUACCUGUCACCGACAAACGUCUGUCGAAAAGUUCUAAGGGUGGUUCGAAAGCAAGCUCCAAACCCGCUACCCGCAAGCAAAAAAAAGGCCAAGAACCGACUGGAAGUGUUACAUCCAGUAUGCGUGCUGCUAUGUUAGAAGAGCAACUGAAACUUGUCGAAGAAGAGCAGAAGCUAGCCGAACAAGAACUGCUUGAACAAGAGGAUGUCAAAAGGCGACAGAUGGAAGCAGAAGAACGUCAAUUGGAUGAAAAACGGAAGCUGGCAGAGGAGGCUAACCAACUCCGCGAACGCAGAUUCAAAGAGGAACUCGAGGCGAAGAGGAAACAACAGCAAGUCAGAAGAGCUUCAUUAGAAAAACGCCAAGACAUCAUUCGACAGCUUGCGGAAGUGAGCAUUAGAAGCGGAUCAGGGAAGAGUACGUUUGUAGAUUCCAAACAAAAGGUGGAAAGCUGGUUAGACGCACAAGAUGGUGGAUUACAUGAACGACAAGGUUUGCAGAGAGCUGCCUCUCCUCUCGAUCCAAUUCUCGAAAACUCGGCGGUUUAUCGAUCAAUCCCGAAACCGACUGUCACUGUGAAUCAACGUAAACCCCAUUCAUCGAUUGCAGAACCAAUACAACAACCAGUUCCGCACCCGCCGGCGUUAUCCCCGGAUGCGACAUUCAGUCGUACGCUCACACAAACACAGAUAGCAGCCCGGCAAGUUCUUGGGAAAGAUUUGCCUCUUUUCAACGGUAAUCCGGAAGAAUGGCCUAUCUUCUUCAGCAACUUCGAGCAGUCAUCAGCCACGUGCGGCUAUUCAGAUGCAGAGAAUCUGGUUCGUCUGCAAAGAUGCUUAAAGGGUCACGCCUUGGAAUCGGUAAGGAGCCGUCUGCUUCUUCCAGCGAGUGUACCGCACGUCAUCCAGACUCUGCGUACUCUCUAUGGCAGACCAGAGCUCAUCAUACGCUCGUUAAUGAGCAAAAUCCAGGACGUUCCAGCACCGAGACACGACCGAUUGGAAACGAUAAUCGAAUUCGGCCUCUCUGUGCAAAACUUUGUAGACCACAUGAAUGCAGCCAAUCAGCAUAACCAUCAAGCAAAUCCGGCUUUUAUGCAGGAACUUGUUGAGAAACUUCAUGGAUCCAUGCGACUAGAUUGGACCGUUUUCAAAAACAAAAACUAUCCAGCGACACUAGAAACAUUCGGAGAGUACAUGUCCGGAUUGGUGAUGGCAGCGAGCGAAGUGUCAUUUGAGCUCCCAAGCUCGAGAGAGAAUGCGAGGGGUGAUAAGCGGAAGUCGAAAGAGAGUGGAAUUGUUUUUGUACACUCUGCAGAUCACACCUUUUGUACGGCGAACAGUAAUAGUGUCAAGACAGCGAAGCCCUGUGUAGCAUGCGGCCGAACUGGUCACCGAUUAGCGGAAUGCCAUCAAUUCAAGGGUGCGACUGUAGAUGAACGAUGGAAACUUGUGCAACAGUACGGCUUGUGUCGAACAUGCUUGAAUAACCACGGAAUGUCAGCUAGCCAUGUGUUGUUGAAGCAUUUGAAAUGGCCACUUUUCCGCAUUGUACCUGUCGUUAUCUACAACGGCAGUCGCGCCCAAACAACAUUUGCAUUUAUUGAUGAGGGAUCGUCGUAUACCUUGCUGGAAGAAUCCGUGGCGAAACAGUUGGAUGUCAGUGGCCAGGUUGAACCACUAACGCUUCAAUGGACAGGAAACGUAAAAAGGAAAGAAUCGAGUUCACAACGUGUGCAGGUUUCCAUCUCUGGCAAAGGUUGCGCCACUCGCCACAAACUGAUCGAUGCUCGAACGGUCGGCAGCCUGGUCCUACCGUCGCAGUCGCUCAACUAUGGUGAAUUAGCGAAUCGAUUUCCUCACUUGCGUGGUCUACCUUUGGAGGACUACGAACUCGUCCAGCCCAAACUGUUGAUAGGUCUGGACAACUUGAGGUUAUGUGUCCCCUUGAAGAUGCGGGAAGGUGGUCCGACGAAUCAAUAG